AUGCCACGGCUUGGUGAUAAUGAUGAUGCUAACAAGACGAGCAAGACUCUUACUACUGAGGAUUUCCUCACCAACUUGGACACCUCCUGCGCUCAGUUGCACAGCCAACCGGAGGUUAUGAUGGCCCUAUUGGCGAUACUCAAGGAGGAGGGCACCUCAGCACAGCGGAAACUGGUCUUGAAGAACAGUGAAGCUUUGAAUGUACUGUUGGCUGUUGGCUUCGACAUGGCGACCAUGAAAGUGCACCCUGGCAGUGGAGUGCGUGCGGAAGUGGCUCGUGAUAUGCUCAACGUCCAACUCGAACACGUUGCGGCUGAGAGUAAUCCUGCUCGGAUUGAAACACUACUGGCUAUCGGCGAUGAAGCGCCGGCGAUGUCCGCUGACCCUGAUGGAGCGCCAGAGGAUACUAAGGUGAUGGGUGUGAUGACAGUGAUUAAUUAG
Messenger RNA from Perkinsus marinus ATCC 50983, 441 nucleotides. RefSeq lists its product as hypothetical. The transcript is spliced from 4 exons. The record is from RefSeq and is a predicted model, not a curated record. Bases 1 to 441 code for a protein of 146 amino acids. Lineage: Eukaryota; Perkinsozoa; Perkinsida; Perkinsidae.